This is a messenger RNA of Mesoplodon densirostris (Blainville's beaked whale), 1125 nucleotides long. RefSeq names its product enoyl-CoA hydratase domain containing 3 (gene ECHDC3). Gene Ontology annotation, cellular component: mitochondrion. The record is from RefSeq and is a predicted model, not a curated record. Gene Ontology annotation, molecular function: hydro-lyase activity. Lineage: Eukaryota; Metazoa; Chordata; Mammalia; Artiodactyla; Ziphiidae.
AUGGCCGCCGCCGCGGGCCUGCAGGCCUUGAGGGCGAAGGGGUCGGGCUGGCUCCGGCGCGGCCCGUGGCCUCCGCUCACCGCCGGCUUCCGCAGCGGGGGACCGGCCGGGGUCGGGCGGCCGGAGCCGGGGUCGCGACCCACCAGCACGCGGCAGCGGGACGGCAUCAGGUCAGCGGCCCGCGGGCGUGCGGGGCUGUUCCCAGGGAGGGUGGCCGGCGGGACCCGGGAAGAGAGAGGGGCGGAGGAGGCCGGGCCGCCGGCCGCGCCACCCCACGCGGAGUACAGCGAGGCUCGGUCAGUGGUCAGCUCCGCCCGCCACGGAGCCCAGUUUAUCCAUCACAACGGAUCGGUCCGGCGGAGAAGUCCGACGUGGAGGGAAUCCGCGGAUGCUGCGUUUACAGACGUCCCUUGCCUGGGCCCAGUGACCUUCGAGACCCUGCAGGACGCACACGAAGGAUUUAAGUGGGGCUACCUGGGAGGGCUCCAGGGCGCCUCGGUGGAGGAGUCCAAGAAGCGGGCCCGUGAACUUGUGGGUCUGGAGCUCAGAGAAAGGUUUGAAGUGGGGCAAAGACUGGGCGUGGUCAGCACAGAGGUGGUAGCUGAUACCAAGGCCACGGUGAAGUUGCCCGAGAGGAGUGUCAUGAUGCUGAUCCAGACCCACCCAGUCCCCAUCAUCGCCAUGGUGAACGGCCUGGCCGAGUGUCAGCUGGUUGCCAGCUGUGACAUCGCUGUGGCGAGUGACAAGUCCUUUGCCACGCCGGGCGUGAACAUUGGGCUCUUCUGCUGCCCCGGGGUGGCCUUGGGGAGAGCGGUGCCGAGAAAGGUGGCCUUGGAGGUGCUCUUCACCGGGGAGCCUGUUUCUACGCGGGAGGCCCUGUUCCACGGGCUGCUGAGCAGGGUGGUGCCGGAGGACGAGACCACGCGGAUGGCGAGGAAGGUGGCCUCGCCGGGCCGGCCUGUGCUGUCGCUGGGCAAAGCCACCUUCUACAGGCAGCUGGCUCGGGACCUCAGGACCGCCUGCCACCUCACCUCCCAGACCAUGGUGGACAACCUGGGCCUGCCGGAUGGCCAGGAGGGGGUCAAGGCCUUCCUCCAGAAGAGGAAGCCCGUCUGGUCACACUGA